Messenger RNA from Vitrella brassicaformis, 1865 nucleotides. The record is from the annotation of a GenBank genome assembly. NCBI's taxonomy places the organism in Eukaryota, Vitrellaceae.
GUCGAGACAGACCAUCAAUCACCCAACCAACACAUACCGCGUGCAGUGAUCGAUGAGUCAGUCAGUCCACCCACACACCACACCCAGCAAGCGUCGCUCGCAUCGCACUAGCCAACAGAGAAUAGAAUGACGUUCCUCCGGACACAACACACUCGAGCACACCACUUCUGCUCCUCUGCUCGAAACUCGAAAAAGCUCGACAGCUAGGCUACGUCUGUGUGAUCGCGCGAGCCGUCCGUCUGAGUGUGUUGUGUCUAUGCGGGUGCAGGUGAUGACCCCGUGUCGGCGGCGGCCUGCCGCUGCUUCCAGAUGAGCCAGAAGGGCCGCUUGAUGCGGUCCCAGAUGUUGCUGAGGCUGUCGGGGGCGGGCCGGGUGUCUAUCGUCACCUGACAGACAGAUCCACACACACAACACAACCACAACAAGGCAGGAGGGGAGGGAGGAGUGAGCGUGGGUGUUGUGCUGUGUUGUGUUGGUUGGCUGACGGGCGUGUGUUGUGUGCUCACAUACACACACCUAUAGGUACCUGUAUGUCGUCAUCGAGCGUUUGGUCAUCGUAGUAGUCGAUGAUGUACCGCACUUGCUCACCGCAGCUGUGCAGUGCACACACGCACAUCACAUCCGCGCACACAGGCACAUACAUUCCUACACACACGACUUUUCAAGCUCUCUGCCUGCCUGUCUGUCCUGGUUGUGUGUGUGUUACCUACCGAUCGACAAACCAGUCGUGCCGGUCAAAUGGCCGACCGAGGCUGCAUUAUAACACGUAUCAAAUGCAAACACACAGAGGAUUCUCUCCCCAGUGGCCCCCUCCCCUCCUCCCUCCCUCCCUCCCUCCCUCAGGUACUUACUGUGUGAAGAGGGAGUUGUAUCUUGCCCGCAGACUGAGGUCGUCCGACUUGCCCACGAAACGUGUCAACGUAGGAUUGGGGCACUCCCUGCACACAGCCACACAGACAGACAGACAGGCAGACAGACGGACACACAGGUAUUUGUAAUCAAUCUACUUGACCCACUCACUUAUUUCUCCUGCCUGGUCUGUCCUGUGGUGGUCUGUCUCACUUGUUGUGCAUUUCCUCCCACUUCAUGAUGCCCUUCCACGUCUGCUCGUUGACCCAGUUGUGCACGUAGACGGUGGCGUCCAUGUGGUCCGCCUCGGGGUCCUUGUCCUUCCGCAGCAACGCGUUGUAGAACUGCUGGGGGGACGGAUACACCCACACUGAAGCAAGGAGAGGCCCACACACACACACACACACACACACACAGACACAGACACACACGCACAUACACACAAGCAGUUGAUGGCCUGCGUGUGUCCUUGAGAUGGAUUCCCUGCCUCGUGGUCUCUCACUCACCCUCGUCUGAUCCCGUCUUGGGAAUGGUCGAGUGCUCCCUGGAGGUGCUGAGCAGCACAUCACUGUCAGCCGAUGUCGGCUUGUUGGGGAUCACAGGCAUCAUGUUGCGGGGGUCGAUCUGCUCGAAACCCUGCUGCUGUUUCUCCCUGGCCCCCUGCCGCUGUAUCUGCUGCGCCUGGUGCUCCAGCCGAGCCAUCAGACCCUCCCAGCCCCUCAGGGGCGCUGAUUCGGGGCUGACAGAGGGAGAGGGAGAGGGACUGCUUUGUGACAUCUGGGUGUGGUCGAUAGGACAGCCCGCGGCCUUGGCUUGUGCGAGUUUGGUGUGGUCGAUGGGGCAGCCUGAUGGCUGCUGUGCCGGUGGCGCAGGGGAGGCCUGUGAGGCCUGCAUCUUGGAGUGAUCAAUCGGGCAGCCAGAUGGGGGAGAGCUCGAUGCCGGAGGCAUCUUGGAAUGGUCGAUGGGGCAGCCACGCAGCUGAUUCGAAUCGUCUGAUACCAUCUUCGCCGCUUCGU